CUCUGGAGGAUCACAGUCCAACAUCUUUACUGCACACAGCUGUAAAAAACACCAGAUUAGAUUGUUUUAUUCACAUUUAUCAGAGAUCUCAGGAGAGACUUUAUAUCAAACAGAGGAGGAGCAGAGGAGCAGAGGAGCAGAGGAGGCUCACAGUGACUCAGGAGGUGUUGGACUGUUUGUCUGAGCAGCACCUCUGCCCUCUCACUGUCACUCAGACUGGACUGAGCAUGGAUCAGAGAGAGACCAGAGAGGACGGAGCCCCUCCCUCUAUAAAAGCUCACAGACCUGCUCCUGGGGCCAGCGCCGUCUCAUUCAAGAGUGAUGAGUCUAUAGGACGAUGGAUUAAUUUUAAAAGAGAACAUGGUCCAGAGAUCCACCAGAAACAUCCUCCAUCUGAACCUGGUCCCAUCUGUGAGUCCCUCAGGAGUGACAUGUCUAUGGACCAUCCACUUAAUUUUGCCACAGAACCAGUGGAGCAGCAGGGUCCAGAGGUCUCCAGUGGUCAGCACCAUCAGACACAGCUGGACUCCAUAUUUAAGCUUCUGGAGGAGGACAUCUUCACUUUUGUCCAGAAGGAGCUGAAGAAGCUCCACAAGGUUCUGAGUACAGAUUACCCAGAAUGCUUAGAGCCAGAGGAGGAUGAAGAGCAGAGGAGCAGCAGUGAGGCUGUUCUGAAGAUCACACUGAACUUCCUGAGGAGGAUGAAGCAGAAGGAGCUGGCUGAGCGUCUGAGGAGCAGGAGUUAUUUUGGAAUUCAUCUUCGUAAACUGAAGUCUAACCUGCAGCAGAAGUUUGAGUGUGUGUUUGAGGGCAUCGCUAAAGCAGGAAACCCCACCCUUCUGAAUCAGAUCUACACAGAGCUCUACAUCACAGAGGGAGGGUCUUCAGAGGUCAACCAGGAACAUGAGGUCAGACACAUGGAAACAGCCUCCAGGAAACCAGACCCAGCAGAGACACCCAUCACAUGUGAAGACAUGUUUAAAGGCCCAGCUCACACACAUGGACCAAUCAGAACAGUGCUGACAAAGGGAGUGGCUGGCAUCGGGAAAACAGUGCUCACUCAGAAGUUCAGUCUGGACUGGGCUGAAGGCAAAGCCAACCAGGACAUACAGCUGCUGUUCCCGUUCACUUUCAGAGCACUCAAUGUGCUGAAGGAGAGAAGCUUCAGCUUGGUGACACUUGUUCAUCACUUCUUUAGUCAAACACAAACAGAACUCUGCAGCUUUGAACACCUCCAGGUGCUCUUCAUCUUUGACGGUCUGGACGAGUGCAGACUUCCUCUGGACUUCACCAAAACCAAGGCCCUGACCGACCCCACAGAGUCCGCCUCAGUGCACGUGCUGCUGGUAAACCUCAUCAGGGGGAGCCUGCUUCCCUCCGCUCGCCUCUGGAUAACCACACGACCUGCUGCGGCCAAUCAGAUCCCUGCUGAGUGCAUCUCCAUGGUGACAGAGGUCAGAGGGUUCACUGACCCGCAGAAGGAGCAGUACUUUAGGAAGAGGUUCAAGGAUAAGGCAGACACAAUCAUCUCCCACAUCAAGAUGUCCAGAAGCCUCCACAUCAUGUGCUACAUGCCAAUCUUCUGCUGGAUCGCUGCCACAGUCCUGGAGCAUGUGUUGAAAAGCAGAGAGAGAGGAGAGCUGCCCAAGACCCUGACUCAGAUGUACAUCCACUUCCUGGUGGUUCAGGCCAAAGUCAAGAACAUCAAGUAUGAAGAAGGAUCUGAGACAGACCCACACUGGAGUCCAGAGACCAGGAAGAUGGUGAAGUCUCUAGGAAAACUGGCCUUUGAGCAGCUGCAGAAAGGAAACCUGAUCUUCUAUGAGCAUGACCUGAGUGAGUGUGGACUGGACGCUGCAGCAGCCUCAGUGUACUCUGGAGUGUUCACACAGGUCUUUAGAGAGGAGCCAGGGCUGUACCAGGACAAGGUCUAUGGCUUCAUCCAUCUGAGUGUGCAGGAGUUUCUGGCUGCUCUUCAUGUCCACCAAACCUUCAUGAACAAAGGGAUCAAUCUGCUAGUAGAGAAAAGGUCUGCGAUCUCUCUGUUAAAGAAUCACAAAAUUUACAAAGAUUUGCUCAAAUUCUACCAGACAGCUGUGGACCAGGCCUUACAGAGUCCAAAUGGACACCUGGACCUGCUCCUUCGCUUCCUCCUGGGUCUUUCACUGUCGACCAAUCAAAGCCUUCUACAAGGUCUGUUGAAAGAGACAGGAAGUUGCUCCCUGACCAAUCAGGAAACAGCUGAGUACAUCAAGACGAAGCUGAGUGAGGAUGUGUCUGCAGAGAGGAGCAUCAACCUGCUCCACUGUCUGAAUGAACUGAAUGAUCGUUCUCUGGUGAAGCAGAUCCAACAGUAUCUGAGUUCAGGACGUCUGUCUGAAGAUGAACUGUCUCCUGCUCAGUGGUCAGCUCUGGCCUUCAUCUUACUCUCAUCAGAAGAAGACCUGGAGCAGUUUGAGCUGACGAAAUACUCUUCUUCAGAGGAGGCUUUCCUGAGGCUGCUGCCAGUGGUCAAGGCCUCCAACAAAGCUCUACUGAGCGGCUGUAACCUGUCAGAGAAAAGCUAUGAUGCUCUGUCCUCAGUCCUCAGCUCCCAGUCCUCUAGUCUGAGAGUCCUGGAUCUCAGUCUCAACGACUUGAAGGACUCUGAACUGGAGAUGUUGUCUGUUGGUCUGAGGAGUCCACAUUGUAAACUGGAACAGCUCAGACUUCGCCAGUGUGACCUGUCAGAGAGUAGCUGUGACGCUCUGUCCUCAGUCCUCAGCUCCCAGUCCUCUAGUCUGAGAGUUGUGGACCUCAGUUUCAACGACUUGAAGGACUCAGGGCUGAAGAUGUUGUCUGUUGGUCUGAAGAGUCCUCACUGUAAACUGGAUCAGCUCAGUCUGUCCCUCUGUGGACUGUCCCCUCACAGCUGUGGGCCUCUGGCCUCAGUCCUCAGCUCCUCCAGUCUCACACACCUGGAUCUCAGUCACAACGACCUCCAGGACUCAGGAGUGGAGCUGCUGUGUUCUGGACUGAAGAGCGCCCCCUGCAGACUGGAGACGCUCAGGCUGUCUGGAUGUCUGGUCUCACAGAGGGGCGGGGCUGCUCUGGCCUCAGCUCUGAGCUCCGCCCCCUCCCACCUGAGAGAGUUAGACCUGAGCUACAACCAUCCAGGACCCUCAGCCGAGCUCCUGACCGCUCUACAGGACCAGCGCCCCCUGCUGUCUGUCAGACUGAGUCCUGCUGGAGAACGAUGGAUGAAUCCGAUCUGGAGAUAUUUCUGUGAUCUCACUCUGGAUCCAAACACAGCUCACAGAAAACUCAAACUGUCUGACAACAACAAGAAGGUGACAUGUGUGACAGAGGAGCAGCCGUAUCCAGAUCAUCAGGACAGAUUUGAGAUCAGGCCUCAGAUUCUGUGUUCCACUGGUCUGACUGGUCGCUGUUACUGGGAGGUCCAGUGGAGAGGAGAUGUUUGUAUAUCAGUGUCUUACAGAGGAAUCAGAAGGAAAGGGGACAGUGAUGACAGUGAGUUUGGAGGCAAUGAUCAGUCCUGGAGUCUGGAGUGUUCUGCAGGUGGUUUCUCUGUUUAUCAUAAUAACAAACGCACCUCCCUCCCUCAGUCCUGCCCGUCCUCUUCUGGGACAGUCUCAGUGUUUGUGGACUGUCCUGCUGGCUCUCUGUCCUUCUACACAGUCUCCUCUGACCAACUGACCCACCUCCACACCUUCAACACCACAUUCACUCACACUCUGAUCCCUGGGUUUGAGGUCUGGUCUGAAAACUCCUCAGUGUCUCUGUGUCCGACAGACUCACCCUCCUCUGUGUAAAAUACAACAGUCAAAUCUGUAGAAAAAUCACUUUGUAAAUGUUGAUUUUAUUUUGACUUCAUUUGACCAGAGAUUUAUUUUAUAAUGUUUUAUUUCCUCUCAAAGACAAAAAAAAAGUUUAAAAAUGUACUGAAAGAGUAAAAAGUAAAAGUAUUUGUUUCAGAUUUUCAGAUCUAUUAAAGCUUCAAAUGUGGUGAUUUUGAUAAAGAUUUGAGCUGAAUUUAGUUUUUAUUUGUAUAUUUUUGUUUGUUCAAAUUCUGAACGUGUUAAAAAUAAACCCUCAGCCUUUUCAGCAGGUCUCACACAAUCAGAAAAAAUACUUUUACUUUUCAGUCCUGUUCAAAAAUGUAGUGGAGUAGAAAGUACAGAUACUGCUCUCAAAUGUACUGAAGUAAAAGUAAAAA
Messenger RNA from Periophthalmus magnuspinnatus, 4216 nucleotides. Its product is annotated as NLR family CARD domain-containing protein 3-like. The transcript is spliced from 13 exons. Gene Ontology annotation, molecular function: protein binding. The record is from RefSeq and is a predicted model, not a curated record. The coding region runs from base 228 to 3812 and encodes 1194 amino acids. NCBI's taxonomy places the organism in Eukaryota, Metazoa, Chordata, Actinopteri, Gobiiformes, Gobiidae.